CGAACUCAUAUUGGCGAAAGGGAUAGGUAUCCUCGCAUUACCGGCCGCCUAGCUCCAACACGAAGGCGGAAUCCGCAACAAUACCGAAAGUUCUGGGUAAAUUGAAGCUUAUGUGGAGACGGAUCGACAAGCCGCCUUGAAACCCUUACUCUCAACGCCUUCGGCGUCAAAAUAUACAAUGUGAUAGCCAGCUGUCCAGCAAUUGCCCCGCUUUCUGUAACCUCAUCAAAGCUACCUACCUUGUGGUGCCAUGGAUUCUCGAUUUCGUGAUGUAGGGCUCGUCCCUUCAUCUCAUAUAAUAACCCCGCGUUGGAUAUUCUGCUCUUGGAGUGCCCAUGAUAUCAACAGCUCAGCGUCAUGUCAAUCCAUGACCAUGCGGAUCGCGUCGCGGCGGAGUUCGAGUACGACGGAGAGCAUGUCAGGGAGGCAGUGAAGCAUUUCAUACGUCAGAUGCAUGAGGGCCUUCGUGCCGAUGGGGGCGCCAUGGCGCAGAUCCCUACUUAUGUUACCACGGUACCUGAUGGCACCGAAAAGGGACUAUAUCUUGCUCUUGAUCUUGGAGGAACCAACGUCCGCGUCUGUUCUGUUGACCUACAUGGCGAUACCAAGCUCACUACUGUGCAAUCCAAGACGGCCAUACCGCCCGAGCUGAUGCACGCUGCGACAUUCCGAGAGCUCCUCCACUUCCUCGCCCAGCAAAUCGAGCUCUUCCUGCAAACCUACCACGAUGAUCUCCUCCAAGCCCAUCGUGCACGCACUACAGAGACAUCCCGGGACGCCUUACUUAAGCUCGGCUUUACUUUCAGUUUUGCCUUUAAGCAGCUCGCGCUCAACAGAGGCACCCUCCUCUACUGGACCAAAGGCUUCAACAUCCCAGACGCAAUUGGCCAGGAGCUUUGCGGCCUUCUCCAGGACGAGCUUGACGCACUGAAUGUCCCUGUCCUCGUCGCCGCGCUUGUUAAUGACACCGUCGGCACUCUGGUAGCCCGCUCGUAUCAAUCGCCUGGGGCGACGACUACCCUGCUGGGCGCUAUUUUUGGCACGGGCACGAAUGGCGCAUAUGUUGAGAAGCUCGAUAAUAUCACUAAAAUGCUCCCCGCUCAAGUCGAUGGUAGCGCUGCACCUAUUCCGUCAGGGGAUAUGAUUUUAAACACAGAAUGGGGCUCCUUCGACCCUGAGCUCUCUAUUCUCCCCAACACCCCUUAUGAUAUAGCUGUCGAUCGUGAGUCUGUUCAUCCUGGGAUCCAGAUGUUUGAAAAGCGCGUAUCUGGACUCUUUCUAGGUGAAACGUUGCGCCACGCCCUACUAGCCAUUGCGCCAUACAGCGAGACAAUGGUCAUCCCGCUCAAUUCGCCGAUCCAUGACCAGUACAGUAUCAGCACCACCUUCAUCUCCUCGGCAGCCAGCGACGAAUCCCCGACACUGGAGAUUGUCAGAAGCGAGCUGAAGAGGAUGCUCAACCUAGACGCUACUCCACAAGAUGCGGAGGCGGUGAAAAAGCUUGUGCUUGCUAUCAACAAACGUGCAGCUAGACUGGCAGGCGUUGCUAUCGCAGCUAUUGUGGUCAACUCUGGGCGUCUGACGGAUGUAUCCACACCGCCCGCUUCGCCACUGAGUGUUGUAGAUGGGAAAGUGCCACUUCCAAUCAGCCUCAAAGCUGUGGAGACCGAGAGUGAUGAGGCCAUUUCAGACGUCCACUCGAAGUCAAAACUACACAUAUCGCCGUACCGCCGCCUUCAAUCUCUCCUUCGGCGUAUCUUCUGCGCUGCUAACCCAAAUUUGACAACCCCGGAAUCCGACCUUCCCCCAUCGAAACCGCAAACUCCGCCAAUACGCCCUGUAGUCCAAAAUGAGGGAAUCAUAGAUAUCGGCGUUGAUGGCUCUAUCAUCGAAUUUUGCCCCGGCUUCAUCUCCUCCAUUCGCAGCGCCCUCCGCGACGUAGAUGAGAUCGGGGUUGAGGGGGAUAGAAGGAUACGAAUUGGGAUUGCGAAGGAUGGGAGCGGGAUUGGAGCUGCGCUUAUUGCGAGGAUGGCCGAACUUGAGAUGGGGCGUGGGGUGAAAGGAUGAAAUCCCGAUUAGUUUUGGUAUGUGGAUUGUAGUGAUGGCAAGGAGAACGAGCUAUGGUUGGGUUAGAGAUUGGCAAGUUAGCAUAUGAAUAGACUGCCUAACGCUAUCAUUUUAUAAAGCGCUUUUAUGUAGGCAACUCUGUGACUGGCUGUGAUUAAAACUGCACAGUUCCCCGG
Pseudogymnoascus verrucosus is the source of this 2243-nucleotide messenger RNA. Its product is annotated as glucokinase. Bases 358 to 2067 code for a protein of 569 amino acids. Gene Ontology annotation, molecular function: mannokinase activity; glucokinase activity; ATP binding. The transcript has 4 exons. Gene Ontology annotation, cellular component: cytosol; mitochondrion. NCBI's taxonomy places the organism in Eukaryota, Fungi, Ascomycota, Leotiomycetes, Thelebolales, Thelebolaceae. The record is from RefSeq and is a predicted model, not a curated record. Gene Ontology annotation, biological process: glucose 6-phosphate metabolic process; intracellular glucose homeostasis; glycolytic process.